This is a messenger RNA of Amoebophrya sp. A25, 744 nucleotides long. Lineage: Eukaryota; Dinophyceae; Syndiniales; Amoebophryaceae. The record is from the annotation of a GenBank genome assembly.
GUCUAUUACAGUGCGGUUCUGUCAAUGCUUGACUUAGGGCAUUCCCCAACAAAAAGCCUUUUCAUCAGUAGAAGCAAAAGCACUAAGAAUAGACACUCAUGAUCUACAGUAGAGGCGACUCAUGCGUCUUGUAAAUCUAAACUUUGCAUUUGUUGUUACUUAGUUAUAGCGCAUAGUAGAGUACGUAGCUUGAUGCGGUUGCAGAAGCUGUAAAUAAUAAGUAUGGAGCUGUAGCAACUUUGUUCUUGGGCUGUAGUUAUAGUAUGGUCUUCAGGCUAAGCUUGAAGCGUCUUCCUGCUUCCAGGAAACCACGGCACAAGAACUUUUCAUUGUGAAGAUGGAAGGACGGAAAGUCUUCUUCUAAGCGUGGUUUUCUCACAAGGCUCAGAUCCCUCUAUAUUUGUCCUGAACGGGCAACAGGCUCACCGAGGCGACUUUUUCCAAGAUUCGGAUCGUCUUUUCCGCCCACCUUCUUCAGUUGUCUCAGCGUCUCCACCACAAAACCUCAGAAGUAAGGAAGAUCAAGGAGGUCAAGACGUAGUCGAUCAGGUGGAGCAAGAUGCGCAAAUGACAAAAUCACCUACACAUCAUAACGAGCAGAGCGAACGCGCACGACAAAGCAAAAUAAGACCACAAGUGCAUUAUUAUAGCACGCGCGCUGGACAACGGAUCUUUUACAUCCCCGAAAGCCAUCGAGUGCGACUUUUCGUCUCAAAAGAAGACGCGGAGCAAGCAGAAAGGGAG